Molecule: messenger RNA, 1635 nt
Organism: Babesia bigemina
Lineage: Eukaryota; Apicomplexa; Aconoidasida; Piroplasmida; Babesiidae
Exons: 9
Coding region: 1-1635 (544 amino acids)
Source: RefSeq, a predicted model, not a curated record
AUGUGGCUUUUGAGGCGCUUCGGCCGCUGUUUCAGCCUCGCGGUGGCGCAAAACGGCGGCGCUCACGCCCUGGCACGCCGCUCCGCGGCCCGGUUGCCGGCUCCUCCAGGGGCCAGCAGAGGGCUUGUGACGUCGACACAGUACCACAGAGAUAUAGUAGAACGGGCGGGCGCCUGUUCUAAGCACGUUUCCCACGACAACGCGGCGCGACUGCUCUCGCAGUUCGUCGACGGCGGAUUUGACGCGUCCAGGCUGCGCGGAUUCUUCGCCUCAGAAGGGGGCAGAGAGGGAGGCAAGGGGCAGGGGCUCAGCAUCGAAGACUACCUCGUGAUUCUACAGCUUUGCAAGCAGCUGGAGUUCCAGGAUCUGGACCUCCUGUCUUCACUCUCGGAGGAUGUGCGACUCGCAUUCGUGAAAACGUACGCCAAGCCGGUGAAAAAAAGGCGCGGCAGGGUGCCGGUAUCAAAGGAUGCCGAUACCAGCACCGCUGCUGAUGACAGGCCUCGAUCGGUGCCUACCCGGGAAUUCCAGGUUGACACGUCGCGGGUGCCUGCCCUAAAGGAUGCUGUGAAAGCUACCAGCGUGAUUUUCAACGAGCUACGGAUACUGCACGACCCUCUGUUCGCCACCAUAGGCGACCUGCUGUUGGAGCGCUCCGAAGAAAUCUCAACGGAAGAAGCGGAGCUGUUGUUACGCACGUACGCAACGCAGAACUACAGGGAUCACGCCGUUGUCAAUCUGCUGGUGCGCAAGGUUGAGACGGAUGUGGAAAGCAUGGGAAGGGGUACUGUGCUGAGCGUAUACCGAAGUCUUUCACACUUGGAAUUAAUAUCGCCGCCACUGUGCUCGGCCCUGGAAAAUCGGCUGUGCCGGCGCAGCGACGACGGGAACGAAAUACGCUUCACGUUCCACGACGAAAUUGACGUCAACCAGCUGGUGAAGUUAGGCUACUCAAAGCUUAUUCAAGGGAGUGCCGAUCCCGACGCGUUCUGCGUUGCCGAGAAGCUUCCGACCAGCGCCGCGUCUCUGACCGCUAGCAGCAAACGGAAGUUGACGACCUUGAUGGCAUAUCUGAAGUGCCUUAGUGAGCCGUGCUACUCUACCCUAGGAGAUAAACCCAUCGAUUCUCUUAACGAGGCGAUUUGCGCUGAUGGCGGGUACAAGAAGUUCCGCACGACCAAGUUCGUGGAAAAGGUAGUAGCCACUUCCCACUACUUAUCUCAUCAACAGGUUUCCGAGCACUUGACUAAGCUGCGCAUUCGGCACGAAACGGGCAUUUACGCAAACGGAGUACUGCUGGAUAUCAUGGAGAAGGAUCGCAACGUCGUUUGGCUGUGCAACUCGUACCACCGCUUCUACGCGGCCAGCUUCGAUCCCACGGCGGAGAGCAAGGCCAUGGAACGCUUGAUCAGGGCCUUCGGGUUCAAAACGUGCCCUAUCAACUACUACCAGUGGGGCAGACUGAAGGCUAAGAGGACGCGGUUCGCCUACCUGCGCAUGGCGCGCUACUACGCGCUGCACGACCAGAGGGAAUACGACCACAGGUAUGCCGGAUGGAGCCUUCCCUACGUGUGGUGGAACGCUUCGCGCCAGGACCAAAUGCACGUGUCAAACUACAUCAAGUACGAGCCUUGA